Molecule: messenger RNA, 1277 nt
Organism: Cimex lectularius (bed bug)
Lineage: Eukaryota; Metazoa; Arthropoda; Insecta; Hemiptera; Cimicidae
Product: Krueppel-like factor 9
Exons: 8
Coding region: 114-995 (293 amino acids)
Biological process (GO): regulation of transcription by RNA polymerase II
Molecular function (GO): RNA polymerase II cis-regulatory region sequence-specific DNA binding; DNA-binding transcription factor activity, RNA polymerase II-specific
Source: RefSeq, a predicted model, not a curated record
GACAUGGAGUCGUGUGCUCUGACCAUCCCGACAGACGACCAGAUUGUACCCGACCCACACAUCGACACCUGGCUACAAAUGCAGGUACGACAAUCGUCCUCAACGACUAAGUUAUGAAAACCGUAGGUCUUCACUGCGGAAUGACUCUCUAUCAAGGACAUUUACCAGACCCUUAUGGAGCAGAAUUUCAAGUUGCAGCGGGCUGCACCGAAGAACUAGGACUUGGAAGAGACGCAGGGGAUGUGCUGGAGGCCUACCUCGUUAAACAGGACCUGCACAGACUAGACCUCGAGGUGACGACGGAGCUGUUGGACAAGCCGCGGAGAGAGACGGUGCCUCAGGUUGAAGACUUUUUCGAACCACGGCCCAGCUCCUUGAGCUACGUGUCACAAAGGACGGUUCUGUCACAGGAAGAUGACGUAUUUCUCAAACCCGCACCUCUCUGGGAGGAUAUCACCUCAUCGAUACAAAAACUUGACCCUGAGAACGCCGAAAUGCUUGCAUCAGUCACACAAGUUAAAAUGGAGUUCCCAGAUGACCAAGUUCUUCACCCACUAAUAAAGUGCGAAAAGGGAACCGGCAUAACCACCUGCUACAAUAGGCAGCAGGUCGACAACGUCGGCCUACCCAGGCGGACACCACCUCCACCCUACCCUCUCCAGUUAAGGCCCCAGGCCAAGUAUAACAGGAGAAAUAAUCCAGAAUUAGAAAAAAGGCGGAUACACCAUUGUACAUUUAUUGGCUGUAAUAAAGUGUAUACUAAGAGUUCACAUUUAAAGGCCCACCAGCGGAUACACACGGGUGAAAAACCUUACAAGUGCCAGUGGGCGGAAUGCGAGUGGAGGUUCGCCCGUUCUGACGAGCUUACGCGACAUUACAGGAAGCACACGGGUGCGAAGCCGUUCAAAUGCCAGAUCUGCGAAAGGAGCUUCGCCCGCUCCGACCACCUCGCCCUCCACAUGAAGAGGCAUUUGCCGAAAGCGCCCCCUAAAUGACCUCCUCAUCUGUCUAAGCCCCUAAGCACUCUCUUCCGGAUGUUUCCUUGAUCUCCGAAAUCACCAGUGACAACCCAUGAAUUCUUGCCAAUGUGCCACUGAAGUUGAAAUCAAAUCCCUCCCGUUGAACGCCGGAGUUUUAUUUGAUUAUGUUUAAGAAAUGCAUUUUGUAAUGAUAAGUUAUCAACACAAUUAGUGAUUAAGAGGUUGUGAAAAACUAAAAAUAAUCAAAAUAUAUAAUAUAUUUUUUACCGAAAAAUAAAAGAGAUCAUUAUUUUUUGU